UGGACACAAAGCAAAUCAGUGCAGAUUUAAAACUGAAAUUUGCAGAAAAUGCAACAAAGUUGGACACAUACAAAGAGCAUGUCGGUCGGAUGUACCAUAUAUUGAGAAAGAGAGACAGUACAAGGUUCAGCAAAAGAAAAGUAGGAAUGUCCAUAUUGUCGCCCAAAACUCAGAUGAAGAAAGUGACACAGGGUUGGCCAAUUUAGAAAUCUACAGUCUGAAAAGUGACUUAAAACAAGCAAUCUGGCUUACACCUCAAGUGAAUGGACAGAAAAUCAGGAUGGAACUGGAUACAGGCUCCGCUGUAUCAGUAAUGUCACAGUACGAGUUUGAAAAAUAUUUCAAAACGACUAAAUUAAAGCCAUCGCCUGUUAAUCUGAAAACAUAUACUGGUGAGCCCAUAAUCCCUCUAGGGGUGAUGCCCGUGACUGUGAAGUACAAUGAUCAACAGAGUGAAUUAGAUCUGUACAUAGUACGUACAGAGGGACCAGCACUUUGGGGACGUGACUGGUUGAGGAAAUUGCAGCUGGACUGGAAAUCCAUAAAAAGUCUGCAAAUCACAGUUCCUACAUCGACGUGCACUCAAUUGAAACUGGAAAAAGUGCUGGAUGGGGCUGUAGCUGUGUUUCAGUCUGGAAUAGGAACUCUGAAGCAUAUAAAAGGAAAGAUAACCCUGAAUGAGAAUGCAGUUCCCAAGUUUCACAAGGCACGGCCUGUUCCCUAUGCUAUUCGCCAGAAAGUGGAAAAUGAGCUGGAUCGGUUGGAAGCUGAAGGAAUACUUUCAAAGGUUGACUGGAGUCCCUGGGCAACUCCAGUUGUUCCUGUUGCCAAGAAAGAUGGAACUGUUAGACUUUGCGGGGAUUUUAAGGUCUCAAUCAACCCUGAACUGCAGGUAGAACAAUAUCCACUACCAAGAAUAGAGGAUAUUUUUGCUACACUUGCAGGUGGACAGCUCUUCAGUAAAAUAGACUUGGCGGAAGCAUAUUUACAGAUGGAAAUGGAGGAGGACUCAAAAGUGUUCUUGACUAUAAAUACUCUCAAGGGCUUGUAUCGCUAUAACAGGCUUGUUUUUGGCGUCGCCUCAGCACCGGCUUUGUGGCAAAGAGCUAUGGAUCAGGUACUUCAGGGUUGUCCUGGUACCCAAUGCUACCUCGAUGACAUCAUUGUCACAGGUGAUAGUGAAAGUAGUCACUUGGAGAAUUUAGCUCGGGUUUUAAAGAAAUUGGAAGAGUAUGGACUGCAUGCAAGACGGGACAAGUGUGAAUUUUUCAAGAAAACCAUCACGUAUUGUGGACACAAAAUUGAUGUGAAUGGUCUGCACAAGUGUCAAGACAAGCUAAGAGCUGUUGCAGAGGCUCCAGAACCGCAAGAUGUCUCACAAUUGAGGUCUUUCCUUGGAUUUGUCAAUUACUACAACAGGUUUUUGCCAAAUCUGGCGACUGUUCUCCAUCCUCUAAAUGCCCUGUUGCAAACAGGAAAGAAAUGGAUGUGGACAAAGCAAUGUAGGCAAGCUUUUCAGGAAGCAAAGAAACUAGUGAUGUCAGAUACAGUUCUGACUCACUAUGACCCAGGCAAGCCACUAAAGUUGGCAUGCGACGCCUCACCAUACGGCAUUGGGGCGGUGCUAUCGCAUGUGAUGGGUGAUGGAACGGAGCGCCCCAUAGCUUUCGCAUCACGCUCCCUCAGUGCGGCAGAGAAGAACUAUGCGCAGAUUGAUAGGGAAGCUUUGAGCCUGGUAUGGGGUGUAAAACGAUUCAAUCAAUAUCUGUAUGGAAACAACUUUACCUUGGUUACAGACCAUCAGCCGUUGGUUUCCAUCUUCAGUCCUCAGAAAGGGGUUCCACUGACAGCAGCAGCACGGAUGCAAAGGUGGGCAUUGUUUCUUGGAGGACAUAGAUACCAGAUUGAAUUCAAAAGAACACACAGACACGCUAAUGCUGAUGGACUAUCACGUCUACCAUUGGAUGGGUGUGAUUCAAAGACAGAGAACAUAAGCACACCUUUGGACGUUUUUACAAUUGCUCAGCUUGAGAGUUCUCCUGUUACUGACGAAAUGAUUCGGAGAGAAACCAGGAGAGAUCCUGGAUUGUCUCAGGUAUAUUCAGCUGUACAGUCUGGCUGGAAUGCAGAGCAGAAAAUUCGUUUCACACACUUUUAUCAGCGCCGUGAUGAACUGACUUUGGAUGGUGGUUGCAUCAUGUGGGGAUUAAGAGUUGUUGUACCUCCUAAGUUGCGAACUCAAGUGUUGGAGGAGCUGCAUGUUGGGCAUCUAGGAGUGGUAAAGAUGAAGUCACUUGCUAGGAGUUUCGUAUGGUGGCCUGGAAUAGACCAGCAGAUCGAGCAGCUCGCUAUGCAUUGUACAGGAUGUCAACAUGUGCAAAAGAUGCCGAAGACUGCACCACUACAUCCUUGGGAGUGGCCUGCAUUACCAUGGCAAAGGAUUCAUGUUGACUUUGCGGGUCCUUUCAUGGGCACCACAUUCUUGGUUGUGGUCGAUGCAUGUUCAAAGUGGCCAGAAGUGUUCAGUAUGACCUCCACAACCUCUGGUCAAACUGUGACUGUUCUGAGAGAGCUUUUUGCAAGGACUGGUGUACCAGAACAGCUGGUGAGUGACAAUGGUCCCCAGUUUAUAUCUGAAGAGUUCCAGAUCUUCUGAAAGAACAAUGGAAUCAAACAUGUGACCUCAGCGCCCUACCACCCAGCUACAAAUGGCUUAGCUGAGAGAUUAGUGCAGAGCUUGAAGAAUGCACUACGGGCCAUGACAUGUGAAAAGAUCACACUGAACCAGAAGCUACACAAUUUCUUGUUUGCAUAUCGAAAUGCAACUCAUGCCACCACAAAUCGAACACCUGCCAUGUUGUUCCUUGGUAGACCCUUACGUUCAAGGCUGGAUUUGUUGAAACCUAAUCUGAGGAGGACCAUACAUGACAGACAGAUAAAGCAAUCACAAGGAGGGGAAAAAACAAGAGAGUUGGAAAUUGGAGAGUGUGUGCUUGCUAGGAACUACAGAGGAGAUCACAAAUGGACACCUGCAAAGGUCAAAGAAAGAACAGGACCACUCUCAUAUACAGUUGAGAUUGCACCAGACACUAUCUGGAGAUGACACAUUGAUCAGUUGAGAAGAUCCAAUGUUUCUCUGGAAAGUGUUCCUUCGAGUGUUCCAUUCACCACUACUGAUACUGUUUCCAGUGGAAGUGAUACAACAGCACUUCAAGAUGGCACUGUAUCUUCCAGUGACGUGCCACAAGCACUAACUCCAACUUGUGAAGAGAAACGUUACCCUACCCGUGUCCGGAAACCACCAAACCGUCUGGAUUUAUAAUAAGGAACCUGGAGUGGACAUUAUAGUCAUACAGUAGUAUAAGUUUGUUCCUUUUGAAAAAAAAAAAAGUUUUUGUUAAAAGAGAACUAUUGUUUGUUAAGAUUUUCUUAUCUAGGGGGGGAGGAAGUGUAGUGUAUUGAGUAGAAUGUGAACUCAGGAAUAAGCACUGCUUGCCACUCUAGAUUAACUCAGGGUUAUAUUUUGGUUGGCCAGUCAAUUGUUCAUAAAGAGAAGAAAGAAACAAGUGUUCACAAAGUUGUUCAUUCUGAUACUGCACAGUAAAAAGAAAGGAAGACUUGCCGUCAUUGUCUCGACUCUAAUUUGUGUUAGACAAACACUACAGUUCC
Molecule: messenger RNA, 3669 nt
Organism: Carassius gibelio (silver crucian carp)
Lineage: Eukaryota; Metazoa; Chordata; Actinopteri; Cypriniformes; Cyprinidae
Exons: 1
Coding region: 281-2656 (791 amino acids)
Biological process (GO): DNA integration
Molecular function (GO): nucleic acid binding
Source: RefSeq, a predicted model, not a curated record